Notolabrus celidotus (New Zealand spotty) is the source of this 3895-nucleotide messenger RNA. It is a transcript of the gene ensab, whose product is annotated as endosulfine alpha b. NCBI's taxonomy places the organism in Eukaryota, Metazoa, Chordata, Actinopteri, Labriformes, Labridae. Bases 16 to 558 code for a protein of 180 amino acids. Gene Ontology annotation, molecular function: protein phosphatase inhibitor activity. Gene Ontology annotation, cellular component: cytoplasm. The transcript is spliced from 3 exons. The record is from RefSeq and is a predicted model, not a curated record.
UAAUCCGUCAAUCACAUGCAGGGAAAACCUACCCUAGCUGCUGAUGUCACAGCUCGUUACGCCAUCUUUGUUGGGGAGCAGCAGCAGCAGCAGUCGUGUCUAGAAAAGGAGGAUUACAGUCCAGGUACAUCUAACGGUGCCUUGUGUUCUCAUCUCUGUGAGCUGUCCGUUGAACGGGACACUUGCUUUAUCUCACACACACACACCAUGUCGACGGAAAACCUGGACUCCGACACGCAGGUGGACUACGAGGACGAAAAACAGGACUGUCAGGAGAAGAAUGCGAACCCAGUGAAGGCGGAGGAGGCCAAGCUGAAAGCCAAGUACCCCCAACUCAACCACAAGCCCGGAGGAUCAGAAUUUUUGAUGAAGAGACUACAGAAAGGGCCAAAGUACUUCGACUCGGGCGACUACAACAUGGCCAAAGCCAAGAUGAAGAACAAGCAGCUCCCUGUGGCGGGGCCCGACAAGAACCUGGUGACCGGCGACCACAUUCCCACGCCGCAGGACCUCCCCCAGAGGAAGUCCUCCUUGGUGACCAGCAAACUAGCGGGCUAGCUGUCCGCCGUCUGAGAAGCAACCCAACCCCCUGGGGCUCCCGGCAAACGUCCCUCCUCCUCCUCCUCCUCACCCAUGUCCCAAAUAUUGUCCACCCCACCCCCCCUCUCCUCCUUUUUUAUCCCCAGGCACCACUGGCUUUAACAUGUCAGGCAGAGUUGUAUAAGUUUAAGAACUCCAUUUUGCUUGUAUGUGGGCGGGGCCGGGUGGGAGGGAUGAAGGUUCAGGCGAUCCCACGAGGUCGCGGCCUUCUCUGCCUUCCCACCACGCACAGCUCUGCCCCCUCUGCGCACUCUGCUCUACCGCCUCCUUUAUAUCUUGGUUUUCGGUGUUCCAAGAUGCAUCACAGUAGGUGUGUGUCAUCAGGCAGGGGUUGGAUGGGGUGAGUUAAUGCACUUUGUAGUCUGUAUAGUAUGCCUUUUGUUCUUUUUUUUUUUGCAUCCUAAAUGACACCAAAAUAAUGUGCGAAAGGGAGUUAGGAACCAUAAUCGCAGCACGCUCUUUUGGUUUUACGUCCAUGUUGGUGGCUUGCUUCAGCGGGGAGAUGUUUAGGGAAGAAUCAUCGCUUGCAUACCAAAUCUGUGAGUGGGCAGCCGCCUAGCUUAAGUUCUUUAUUAUUCACUGACACCACAUUGGGAAGUGGUGAACGUAGGAUCGCUUUCAUCUCAACUUUUACGUCGAACAAAACCUGACAUCGUCUGCUGCCGCUCAGUCAAACAGGGACACGAAAACCCCCACGCUUUGUUUCCUCCUCUCUCCGCUCAUGUUGCUUAAAUAUCAAAACAUGCUGCAUGAUUGUAACUAAAGAGAAUUUAAUUUUCUAACAGAAGUGGAGCAUCUUCUUUGUGCGAGGAAGUAUUAAAAACACACACACACACAAGCCCCUAACACUUCCUUCCCUCCUUUCCUGUUUGCUGUCCUGACAAUCCAUGUGUACACACACGCUCCGGUUAGGGGGCGCAGGGCGAGAGCCAGCUGAGUAUAUCCUCAUCUUAUUUUUAAUGGCCGGGAACCCUGCCAAUACCUGAGCUCCGUCUUAGCUCAGCCGCCGUUGAGUUGCAUCAAGAUGUGUGUUUACUAUGAGCCUAAAAGAUUUGCAGGGGGGGAUUGAACUCCCUGCGUAGAGUAUAUAUAUAUAUAUACGCUUCUGUAAAUAAACUUCUAAAAGCACGUCAUUUGUGAUAAGCUUGGCACUUUGAGGCCCAGACCUGCUAACAUGCCUAAGAGAUGGUAGUGCUAAAUACACGCAUAUGGGAUCGGAUCUGGAAAAAUGUCUGGCUUGGGGAGUUUUUCUGCUUGAACCAUCAGAGCCAAACUUCACAUUUCACACUGCAGCUAUCAUCGUCAGACUGUGGGGAGAGUCGUCGUGAGGAAAGCUGGAGCCUUGAGCUGCUCCGGCUCACGCAGGGUUUACCCGCCGCUCAUGUAACUUACUUUGGGUCAUCUUUGAAACACUGGUCUCACACGCGAACAGACUUAAGUCCCUUUUGAAAAGUAACCACAGUCAAAGCCUUCACGGACAGUCCGGCGAUGCAGUGAAUGUUUUUACACAUUUGGGACUUCCCAAAGAAUCUCUUAUUUUAGCUGCUUGACAAACUUUCACUUUCCACUUUCUGUUGGAGUUUCCUCAACUUUCAGAAUCCACUCGGCACAGUUUUUGCUGUCGUAUUCAAAACACUAACUCAAGUAAAAGAAUACUUUACUCCCCUCCAAACCUAAGUUGCAGUCUAGACCUACUUUACAACCAGCAGCAUCCUCUGAAAGCAUUUCCUCUUCACAGACACUGCUCAGACUGAUUUUUGAUCUCAGAGUAAACAGCAGGCAACCUGAUAACCACAGGUGUCAGCACAGCUCCUAAGCUCAUCAUCACAGGCUUAAAGUGGGACACUGCAUGCCUGAAGAACACGCCCACUGCACCCUUGGCAAAACAGCAAGAGAUUUUAUAACCUGUUUAGUGAAGUUUGAGCCCGUGCUCUGCACUCUGGUUCCAUCGUAUAUAUGUGGUUCGACCUCUGUUAUUGGGGGUCCUUGCUGUCGCAGCUUUGAGUGCAUGCGGUCCAUGCAUUCAGGAACUUGAGAAUCCGCCUCCUUGUAUAAUAACGCUUCAGGGAACCUUCACAGACGCACACUCCACCACGUAGGCUAGGUGAUAGGGUGCAUGCACCGUCACACUCUCCACCCUCCACCUUCGUCUUCACUCAGACUUUAAAAAUGUGUCAAAUUAGCAGCGGGCGAAAAAAGAACUGACCUGAGCGUAUGUGCUUAAUCUGGUGUUGUAUGAAUGCAUCGCUGUUCUCUGUUUUAGCCAAUGUAAAUAGAGUUCGACAGGAAGGGACGUUUGUGUCCCCCCCCCCUCCUCCCGCCUGCUCUUCACUGUCUCAUAGAUCAAUGGUUCCUCUCUCCUUUCUGUUAACACUACUUCUGCUCGAUCUCGGUGAGGUGCAGAGGAUAUGUGAAUCUGUAUCAUAUGAAAAUAUGUGUAAAUGCUGCUGAUUCAGUCAAAGACAAAUCUAAGAGAUGAUACCCUGUAAAGAACACCUGUCCUCUUGAUUCUAAUAGUUCAACCCUUCUCCUCCUCCUCAAGCGUCUCUGUCAGAGUCCUAAACCAACCGCCUGUUGUAAAGUCCAUUAAUUUGGGACUGGGGUAAACCUCAAUGUCAAUUCUGCCACUAUGUUUUUAUGAUUCGUUGUUCAAAGCUCAAAGAACACUCUGGAGAACUCUAUGUCACUGUAAACGACAUGAAAACACUAUUCGGCAUCACAUUCUGUUGGAAAAAACAAAUAUUGCUUUAAAAAAAAGGGUGAUAAAGCUGCAACAUGUUUAUAGAAACAACAGUGGACAGGAGGUCUUGAAUGCUACUUGAUGUUUGGCUUUGCACGGAGCAGUUCAACGAGAGGAAUUAGCAAGGGUGUGUUUGAACCCCGACUCACAGGGUGUCUCUCGUUCAGCUAUGUUAAUUAAACACGUGCCAGAAUGUAUAAAGAACUGACAGGCUGUGUGCUCUGAAGUACUUUUGUGCUGCUUUUACCUGACCUGUUCUCUUGUUGUUUUUUUGCAAAAAAAAAAUUGUUUCUUUUUUUUUUUUUUUUGUUUCUUGUGUUCUCUUAUUGCAUUAUAAAUAAAUGUCAUCCUGGCCCGAGUUAACUGCAGGGAAAUCAGAGGAACCCUAGCUUCCAAGAAAAAAAAAAAAGGGUUUACAUGGUAAAGAGGAUGACUGGAAACACAGGAAUGAUUUUAAGACUUCAGAAAGUACUCGAGUACUUGGAAUGUUUCAGUUGUGUGGGAGUAGGUGAGAGGAUUUUUGUCAGUAUUUGAAAUAAACUUUUACAUUAAUAA